This is a messenger RNA of Colletotrichum graminicola M1.001, 1359 nucleotides long. RefSeq lists its product as uncharacterized. The record is from RefSeq and is a predicted model, not a curated record. The transcript is spliced from 2 exons. Lineage: Eukaryota; Fungi; Ascomycota; Sordariomycetes; Glomerellales; Glomerellaceae. Bases 1 to 1359 code for a protein of 452 amino acids.
AUGCUGGAAUACCUGAGCUAUAAGAAGUUCAAGAAGUACAAGACAGAAAAGGAGGCAAAGCAGGCGGCGGAAGGGGAGCAGCAAUCGCAGGAGCAAAAUGGAUCGUCGUCGGCGCAUCUCAGACCCGACUCGCGGCCUUCGCCGUCGCGGCGCCAGACCAGCUCUCAAUCCGUCUCAACAACGGCGAGCGGAGCCACCGAAGGCGGUCCCGCACCGCUUUUAGAUCGCAAGGACGAAGCCUUCUUCAGGCGCAUCCUCUCUGACCCGGAUGAGGUUGACUCGGACGACGAGAGCGUUCGUCCGGCGCUGCCCCCGCGCAGCAAGACCCCAGAGUACACGUGGGACUCUGACGAAUCUCGCCGCGCGGCGCCGUACCGGAACCAGCAGCAGACUCCCGCCAAGGCGGCGACGGUCGCUGUCGCGGAGAACCCUGAGGGCUCGGGGCCUUCCAGGAUCCCCGGCAAGAUCGCCUUCCUGUUCAACAAAGCCAAGGGCGGCGACAAGGACAAACAGCUCCAGCCGACCAAGCCCGUGAAGCCCGAGGAGGCGGCGCGCGAGCAGGACGACCUGUCGCGCGUGCUCGACGACCUGAACCUCUCGGCGCGCAACAACAAGGCCAUCCCCCUAUCGGCCGAGUCAUCCGAGCUCGUCGGCAAGUUCACCCUCGUCCUCAAGGAUCUCGUCAACGGCGUGCCCACGGCCGUCGACGACCUCCGCAAUCUCGUCGAAGACCGCGACGGCACCCUCAAGAAGUCGUUCGACAAGCUCCCGAGCAGCAUGCAGAAGCUCGUCACCAGCCUCCCCGACAAGUUCACCGCUAGCCUGGGGCCUGAGGUCCUCGCCGCCGCCGCUAAGAGCCAGGGCAUUAACGCCGCUGAGGUGUCGGCCAGCGAGGGCAUCAAGGGUGCCGCCAAAAAGAUGUUCACCCCCACCAGCUUCUCCGACCUGGUCUCCAAGCCCGGCGCCGUCGUCGGCAUGCUCAAGGCCAUUGUCAACGCCCUCAAGCUGCGGUGGCCGGCCUUCAUCGGCACCAACGUCAUCUGGAGCGUGGCUCUCUUCCUGCUCCUGUUUGUGCUCUGGUACUGCCACAAGCGCGGCCGUGAGGAGCGCAUCAAGCGUGAGAACACACCCGGGGUUGUCGAUGGCAGCGGCCGCAUCGAGGAGCUCCCUGACGACCCCGCCCUCCCGGCGCCCCCGCGCUCGCGCACCGAGCCGGCCAGCGCGGACCAGGACCGCCCGAGGAGCCAGAGAGGCGAGGGCAGUCGGCGCAGCGGCAGGCACAGCUCGGGGAGAACGACGCCCCAACGGCGGGCCUCGCCGCCUCCCGACUCCCCCCGGAGAAGGGCGACGAGGAAGUGA